UGACGAACGUCAUAAACAUAAACCCUUUUAAUUAUACAACUUUCCGUCUUUUCUUGGCGUGGUUAUCUUCUUUCUCUUUGGAAUAAGAGCUACUAUAGUAGUUUAUACCAUGCCUUUAACCUGAUCGAUACUCUACCCUUCCGUCGCAUUAUACCCUACUAUACGGCGUCGACAUGCUUUCACCUUCUCUGUUUAUACACCUAUAGAGAUUUAUAUUGGGACAUAGAUGGAUAGCUCCGAGGCGGAAGACGACGCCAUGAGGCGAGAGCUACUUGGGCUCUCCGAAAAUUCAUCCUACGAUGGGAACGAUAUGGAUGAUUCGCUCGUGAGCCGCACACGUCGCUCACGGGGCACAAGGAGUGAACCUCCACCGAGGUCUAAACAGUACCCUAUUCAGGUCGUCCUGAGACCUCCACCAGAUCCGACUGAGUAUCAACGAAUAGAGCCCAGUCAGUCUGUUGAAAGGGUGCUCGGCGAGAUAGAGGUGGAAGACGAAGUUUUCUAUAGUGUCGAGUACGACGAUGGAUACAUAGAAAAGGUUGCUUAUGACGACAUACUGCAGCUGCAGAACGGCCCUGAGGCUGCACAACAGUUCCAGCAGCAAAGAUAUGUAGAUCCUACAGUCUCCGCUAGAUCCACUAGCAAACGCCCUCAUUCUGAGGAUGAAUAUUAUGAUUCUUCGGAUACCGAUCACCGCCGUAAGAAAAGGCAAAGGCCACCGGCCCGGCUUGACUAUGUAAGCGCUCGACACUCCGUGACACGCAUGUCGGGCCAGAUAUCUGGACGAGCGUCGAUGGAGAAUGACCAAGCCAAUGGCGCCGUAGAUGAAUGGGAUGAAGUAGACUCUAAAAACCGCUAUUCCGACUUUGUUGGUCCUUCCGCGGGAAGAAUUACCAGGUCUAAGAACCCGGUAUUUCGAAGCCGUCAGGUGCAAGAUGACUCCGAGGAUGAGUUGGCGCAGAGCGGCCCCACCGCUAAUCAGGAUGACGAAGACGGCGACGAUGAUUUUAUCCCAAUCGUUCGCUCUGAUAUUAACGGUGCGACGAGAACUUCAUCGCGCAAGAGGCGAAAGCCUAAAACGUUGCACAAGCCUAUUCAACGCUUAGAUAGCGACUCAGAGAUCGAAUUUGAGACUCGCAGAUCAACGAGAUCAAACAGACCCGCAAAGAGCAUGCGGGAUCCCGACAUCGAUGAAGAUUAUGACGCAGUAGAAGACUAUGCGCCAUAUGUACCUAAGAUUGCGGCGAUCAAGGAGACCUUUCAUGAGGUCUCUGAGGAAUCUGGACUAGGAGAAGUCCAUUCAGCCGUAUGCGAAACAUGCGGCACUAUGGCGAGCCACGGAAAAGGGUCUCUUAUCCCAUGCCAAGGAUGUUCUUACUCCUACCAUAAGCUAUGUAUCGGCAACAGAUCCCAACGUGAUCAUAGAGUAACCAAAGUCAGCGAGAAUCAAUUCGUUCUACAAUGCAGAUUCUGCAUUAGAUCAUCCCAGAAGGAUAAACGGGUACCUGAUUAUUCAAUUUGCCAGACUUGCAAGAUCCCCGGUCUCUCAUGUGCAGAAUUCUCGACGAAGAAGACUCCAAAGCAAGAAGAGAAAGCCAGACUUGAAAACGGAGGAGAAGAUCCGAUCACACACGUCCAGCCUAAUCUAGUUAACAACGCUGCCAAUGUGUUGUUCCGAUGUUCAACAUGCAAGCGUGGCUACCAUCUUGAGCAUUUGCCUCCGAUAGACCCCGACCGUGUUGGUAGCGGAGAUGUCCGAUAUGAUCGGAUUCACGAAUACUCACUUGAGGGAUGGAAAUGCAAAGAAUGCUUAGAAGCUACGCACAAGAUCCAUGCACUGGUUGCUUGGCGACCUGCCGAUCAGAGCAGCUACCAGAAUGGUCGAAUAUGCGAUGAGUUCGGUAGUGAUGAGAUCGAAUAUCUGGUGAAGUGGGAUGGUCGGUCCCACGCCCACGACAGUUGGAUGCCUGGCGCUUGGGUCUAUGGUAUAGCUGCAUCAGCUAUGCGCACUGCGUUCCACAAACGCGAAGAAAACAAGUUCCCCAAGAUGACAAUAGAGUCUGCGGUUGAGGAAGAAUGGGUGUUGUCCGACGUCUUCCUCGAAGUUAAAUACCGACGCGGCUUUUCCUCUAUCUCCAAAGAAAAGGAUUUGGCCGGUGUUAAAGAUGUGGUCUCGGUAUUCGUGAAAUUUCAAGGCCUUAGCUACGAAGAAGCCGUCUGGGACGAGCCGCCUCCUCGUAGCUCAAAAAGUCGUUGGGAUGCGUUUAAUGCCGCUUACGAAGAGUUCCUAAAUGGAAAAUACUUCCCUUCAGCUAACGAAGAGAAGAUGAGACAACGUGUUAAGAUAUAUCGAGGUCUCGACUUCAAGACCGAGUGCGAGCUGAAGACCCAACCCGUAUGCCUCAAGGCAGGACGUACUCUAAUGCCCUAUCAGAUGGAGGGUGUCAAUUGGCUCCUUUACAAUUUCCAUCAGCAGGUGAACGUCGUUCUCGCCGACGAAAUGGGACUAGGUAAGACGAUUCAAAUCGUCUCUUUCGUAAGCUCGCUCGCCCUAGGACAACCAAAGUGCUGGCCAUUCCUUAUCGUUGUCCCUAAUGCCACCUGUCCCAAUUGGCGCCGUGAACUCAAAGAUUGGUCCCCCUCACUCAGGGUUGUGACAUAUCAUGGCGGCAAAGCGUCUCAAGAGUUGGCCUACAGACAUGAGCUUUUCCCUAACGGGGUUAAGGAUGGAAUGAAGGCACACGUCGUCAUUAUGUCCUUCGAAGCAGCUAGUACCAUCAAGGGUACAUUCCAAGGUGUCAAAUGGGCAGGUUUAAUCGUGGACGAAGGUCAAAGAUUAAAAAACGACGAGACGCAGCUUUACAAGACGCUAGUCGACUUGAACAUCCCUUGUAGGAUCUUGCUAACAGGCACGCCUCUACAAAACAACAAGAGAGAACUAUUCAAUCUUCUACAGUUCAUCCAAUCCGACUUCAACGCCGAGAAGAUGGACGCUGAAUAUGGCGAGUUGACCAAGGAGAAUCUCCCUAAACUCCAUGAUCUAAUACGUCCCCAUUUUCUACGACGUACCAAAGUUCAAGUUCUGAAAUUCCUGCCGCCGAUGGCCCAGGUCAUUGUCCCCGUGACCAUGACAGUUUUGCAAGAGAGGUUAUCGAAAUCCAUCAUGGCUCGAAAUCCCGAGCUAAUCAAGGCCAUCGUUUCCAAAGGGAAGAUGAAGGCCGCCGACCGCAAGAAUUUGAGUAACAUCGUAGCAGAUCUCCGCCAAUGUCUUUGCCAUCCGUUCUGUUUUAACCAGAACAUCGAAGACAAGGAAGCUGUUGGAGAGCAGAUGCGGCGGAACCUAAUUGAAGCAUCGCCAAAGUUCAUGCUUUUAGAGAUCAUGCUUCCGAAGCUCAAAGAGCGAGGUCAUCGCAUAUUGAUAUUUAGCCAGUUCUUGCGUUGCCUUGACAUCCUCGAAGACUUUUUGAACGAGCUAGGCCUUCAAUAUGGACGAAUCGAUGGUAAUCUCAGCGCUUUGAAGAAACAGAAGCAGAUCGAUGCGUUCAACGCCCCUGAUUCCCCGAUGUUCGCAAUGCUCUUAUCAACUCGUGCCGGAGGUGUUGGUAUCAAUCUUGCCUCAGCAGAUACAGUCAUAAUAUAUGACCCGGAUUGGAAUCCGCAUCAAGAUAUCCAGGCUAUCUCUCGAGCUCACCGAAUCGGUCAGAAAGAAAAAGUCUUGUGUUUCCAACUGACAACGAAGAAUACGAUUGAAGAGAACAUAAUGCAGGCGGGCAGGAAGAAGAUGGCCCUCGAUCAUGCUCUCAUCGAGAGUUUGGAUGCCGAAGAUGAUGGCAACCGUGAUUUAGAAUCAAUUUUGAAGCAAGGUGCCGAAUCUUUAUUUAGCGAUAAGGACAAGGUCAAGAUCACGUACGACUCAGCAUCAGUUGACAGAUUACUCGAUAGGAGUCAGAUGGAAAGUACAAAUGCUGACGACGAAACCGCUGAGACUCAAUUCUCGAUCGCUCGUGUUUGGGCUAACGAUUCGGGCUCGCUGACGAACAAUUUCGAUACUAGCGAUAAGGUCGCAUCGGCAGCAGACGCGAGUGUUUGGGAAAAUAUUCUCAAAUUACGAGAAGAGGAGCAUCAACGAGAGCUUGCCGCCAAGCAAGAGGUGUAUGGUCGCGGUGCCAGGCGACGUGCAAAGGGGGUUGAUUACAACAACGGCCAACAACCGGGACCAGAUAGUGGUGGUUCCGGUAUUGACGAUGACUUAUACACCGACGCCGGUAUCGAUCCUGACAACGACGACGAUGAGGAUGACGAAGCUUACGGAGAAGAAGAGCGGGCGUUAUCCAAGAACAAAAGGGCCAAAGCACCGAUGCUCGCAACGACCACACCUUCCGCGAACCCGACCGCCGCAUACGUCGCAACAGCACACGGCGAGCCUCUAGCAAUGGCCAAGGAGUUAGCGACGCAGGCCAUCAACACUUCACACGACAAUCAUCGCAACAAGAAUCAUCCGGCAGGCGCAAUUCCGCAAGCCAGGGCAACACCAACGACAACAUUGCCACCCAAUCAACCGAUGUCAUGGACGCAGAUACCGCCGCCCCAACGUCCCCAACUUCAUACAUCGUUACACUCAAAUACACACCUAAAUCCUAAUGGUGUAGUUCCGAUGCCCAAUCGAGUAUUGCCUUCUUCGACAAAUAUAUCCCACCCAAUCUCGAAUGCAUCCCCGUCGAUACCUUCGCAAAAGGCAUUGAGGUGGAGGACUCAAAUCCUCACACCACAACCACAACCACAACCGCCACCACCUAAUAGCCAACAUUCGAAUGGUUUGACAACUUCUCUCCAUUUCCCUACUGACAUAAGAGGGUGUUGCUUAAUCUGCAAGGCCCCACACCCGCCUAACAGGACUUGCGUUGAUUUCGGAUCACAAAUCUCACUUAGGAUCGCAAUCGAUUCUCUCAGAAUUAACGGAGACCAGCCUGAUAUUCGGGCAUUCCGAGAUCUACUUGUUAAUCAGCUAAGACGAAUUUCCGGGGGGCAAUAACGUUGCUCAUGCCGGAGUUCGUGGCAAACCUCUGAUGAAGACGCAGAUUUCGUGCAUUGGACCUCCAACGGAUUGCCUGUAGAUAGCUAGAUACCUCACUGCUUGCUCCGGAGGAAGGAAAGCAUGCUGCCAUUGUUGCUAUUGGCCACGUUCUUCUUCUACCUUAGCAUGAUACAGGCAGAUAGUCAAUGCACUUGUAUGAAUUUAAAAGGACUACCCCCAUAUUUGAUUUGCAAGUAAGACAUUCCCAAGGGUUUUUGUCUGCUGUCCAACAUAGAUACCUAGGUGUAAAGGCCGUUUGUCACGUGGAAAACACAAGACAGAGCUGCAGGUAACCGUAUUAUGCACCUAACCUUAUUUGAGGUUUCUCGGCAAACGGCUGUGAUAGUACUAGAUAAUGCGUGUAUGUGUGUGCGUAGGGCAUGGAUAGGUGCGGUGUGUGCGUCCUAGCUUGCCCAAGGAGAAGAAAUGGUGUUAAUGUUCCUUUUAAAGAGUCAGCUUCUUUCUCUU
Molecule: messenger RNA, 5542 nt
Organism: Annulohypoxylon maeteangense
Lineage: Eukaryota; Fungi; Ascomycota; Sordariomycetes; Xylariales; Hypoxylaceae
Product: PHD/FYVE-zinc-finger like domain-containing protein
Exons: 7
Coding region: 227-5032 (1601 amino acids)
Biological process (GO): negative regulation of transcription by RNA polymerase II; chromatin remodeling
Cellular component (GO): chromatin; nucleus
Molecular function (GO): histone binding; chromatin binding; ATP binding
Source: RefSeq, a predicted model, not a curated record